AUGGAUUACGAAAAAGAAGAGGUCAAACAUAUACUGAGUGGCAGCUAUCCGAGGGUUGAAAAAGUUUUUGUAGCAGUCGAAGAGACUCAGAAAAUCUUACAAACCAAGAUGGAUCUAUUCACUCGCUUGCAACAAUUUCAUGAUACUUUGCAAGCCAUUAAGCAAGAAAAUAACCUGUGGAAUUCUAUUACAUCACAACAGGUAGAUAAGGUACUGGCGAGGUUAGAGGAGCUAUUAGCUCUAGCUGAAAAAGAGUACGCCCCUGAUGCAACUGCGCUGUGUUCGCAAAUUGAAUCUGUGCACGCGUCCUUCGUUCAGCUCGAGUGUGAUAGAAUUAAAGAAAAGCUACGGAUCCUUCUAUCACAACUAGACAAAUUGGUGAAUUUGAUGGCAAAGCGGAAAAUUCUCAUAUUAAAAUUCAAAGAGUUUCUGAAAUUCGUAACAAAUGCCGAGGAUAAGUUGCUCAGUACAGUCCAUGAAACCUCAAUUGGUGCUGAGGUCGAUGUGCAGCGAAUUACGAACGAAAUGAGUGCAGUGUUGAGUAGGAUAAAUGAAUUCGGAGCAGAGCUUGCAGAAUGUGAACUUCAAGCUAAUAUGACGAUUACUGGUACAUCAGUUGUCGAUGCUGUGAACAGAAUUAAAGAUAUUCCUUUAAUUAUUGGUCCUAUCGAGAAAUCACUGGAGUUUUCCAAGCUUUUUCAAGAAUUUUUUGAAGUUUCUAAUCAGUUGGAAAGUGUUUUUCUUACUGACAUUCGUACGUGUGAACAUCUUGAUAAUGCCGCUGAAUUCAUAGCUGUUUCACUGGAGAAUGGGAAGAAAGAAACUGAACUGAUGAAUCGACUCACAGCGAUUGUUAGUGAUCUUAAGGCUGAUGAACAUAGCAAAGCAAAUGAAAUUCUUUCCAAAUUAAAACCGUUUAUGGAAAAACGACAAGAGGUUCGACGAGUAACUGUGGAAGAUUGUGUGGGGAGAUCACUUGUGAUUUUGACGCAGAAAGAACAACAAUUAGAAACUGUUAUUGAACAUGAUAUUGUUAAAGGGAGUUUCGAAGCUUUUCAAAAUAAUAUAAUCACGCAGUGGAUCCCUUGGAAAGAAGAGCUUGACAGGCUAAUAUUGCUGAUAGAAAACAGCAACAGUCGUUGGAGGGAAGCAGUAGAUGAGUUGAUCGAAAAAGCAAGGAACUUCGAUUUACGAAUUGCAAAUAUUGAAUGUAAGCUGGGUGAUUUCGGACGUGAACAAAAUAUACUUGCUUUUGUUGAGUGGCUUGAUUUGGCUGAAGAAGACGUUAAUCGAAUUCAAACUUUGCGUGCUGAAAAAGAAGGAAGAGAAAAAAUGGCUGAAAUUCAUAAAGUUUGCUUAUCAUAUCAGACGUUAGUGAAUGAACUUCUGAACUCUAGACUGGACUCACCACAUUCCAAUGAAGUAAAAAGGCAGUGUAAUCGGUAUUUCACCUUACUAGAUCGUAUUAAUAUGUGGGAUUUUCGUGAACAAGAAAAGUCUGCAGAUUUGGACUUGCUUUCAUCGUCAGUGCAUUCAGAGUUUCCCAUUAGUUCAUUCUCAUGUUCUGAAAAUGAGAGGGGAGACACAGAGACGACAGAGAUCAGCAAGGAUUUAUUCGAAGAAACAAACUCAACUAGAAAUCUGGCACAGCGAAUAUUAAAAGCAAAGGAAGAGAAGGAAAUACAACAGUUGUUAACAGAUACUGAUGAAGAGUUGAAUUUUUUGGCGGACUUUUUAAGUAGUCUAAGUGGAGAUUACGCUCGUUCACUGAAACCGCUAAUUAACGCUCAACGUGACCUGAAGAAGCUUCAGGAGCUUAAUGAAAGAAGGCGUCAGCUGAAUAUCUCUUGCAAUACUGUGUCCAAUCUUUCUGAUGAAAAUUUGGCCGUGGUUCGGUCUUUAACAUUACAUCUGCAAUCACUAGAAGAACCAUAUACGAUAUUUAUUCAAGAGCUGCAAAAGGAAAUUGAUGAUGAGGUGUUACUGCGAACUAAUUAUGACGCGAUUGUUCAAGAGCUGAAUCAUCUGAAUGCCAAUAUUGAUUAUCGGGCGCAAAGUGUCAUUCAAGACUUGCGAAACAAAUUAGAACGUGUUCAGUCACAGAUGGAUUUCAUACGAUCACAAUGUUUAGUGCGAAGAAAAUAUGUGGAAAAUAUAGUAGAGAAUGUUUCACCACGAGCAUCUCCUGGCCAUAACUCGAGACGAAAAAAGAUUGUGCUGAUGAUUUCAAGAACUGUAACUACAAUUAUUCAGGUAGUAGAGGAUGAGUUGCGUCAAUCAUCACAAAUUCCGGAAAAUGAACUUAUGGAAUUGCGGCAAAAAUUGCAGGACGUGAAUACCUGCAUUAAAGAUGAGGACAUUGGACCAGCAUUAGAAGAUUCCAACAAAAUUUUGAUCGACUGCAAACUUGCUGCUAUCGAAAAGCAGUUAACAGUAGCUGAGCAAUUGAUGUCGUUUAAAGAAGAACUCAUCGAAGAAAGCAAUGUGCAACAAAUCGAAAUGAAAUCUGCAAACAUUAGAAAAGAAGAGGAAAUACUGAAUAUGAAAAUAGAAGAACUCUCCAGGGUAGAUACA
This is a messenger RNA of Thelazia callipaeda (thelaziosis nematode), 2574 nucleotides long. Lineage: Eukaryota; Metazoa; Nematoda; Chromadorea; Rhabditida; Thelaziidae. The record is from the annotation of a GenBank genome assembly.